AGCUAAUCAUGGCGGCGCCCUGUCGACUUCUAUCAAGGUUGGCGGUUGUGUCAGGAGGAGGCAGUGGCAUUGGAAGAGCUGUAUGCCAGAGGUUUGCUUCAGAAGGUGCUUCAGUAGUUGUAGCUGACUGCAACAGAGAGUCAGCCUAUGAGACACUUGAACUCCUUUCGCAUGACCACAGAGGACAGGAACAUAUGGUUCUGGGAGUGGAUGCAUCAUUAAAGGAUAGUGUGGAGAGACUACUGAAUAAUAUACAGAGUCAUUACUUCCAGCCACCCUCUGUGUGUGUGAGUGCUGCUGGCAUUACACAAGAUGGGUUUAUACUGACAAUGCAGGAGGAGGACUUUGACAAGGUCAUUCAAGUUAAUCUUAAGGGUACUUUCCUUCUAACUCAGGCAGUCUCCAAGGCUCUUGUUGCUGCUGGUGCUACUAAGGGCUCCAUCAUCACUGUGGGUAGCAUAGUGGGCAAGGUGGGGAACAUUGGCCAGAUUAACUAUUCCGCCUCUAAAGCUGGAGUGGAGGGGCUCACUAGAACUGCAGCAAAAGAAUUGAGCAGAUAUGGGAUCCGUUGCAACUGUGUCUUACCAGGGUUCAUUGCCACACCUAUGACAGAAAAAGUGCCAGAGAAAGUCAUGAAUAAGAUCACCCCAUAUAUUCUGAUGGGCAGGAUGGGGAAGCCUACAGAGGUUGCUGAUGUUUGUGCAUUUUUGGCAUCAGAUGAUAGCCGGUAUAUAACUGGAGUCAGCAUCGAAGUUGCAGGAGGCCUGUUCCUUGGCUGAUGCUUGGUAUUCCACACUCCAAUGCACUGAUAAAAUAUCCAAAUGUUAAUAAAAUAUAUGUACAUGUAAUUUUUUUGUCAACUGUUCUGAUGUAAAAAUGUUAUGUAAUUAAAUAUAAAACAAUCUUAUUUAAAUAUUUUUUAAUAAUGUAACAGAUAUUAAUCUCCAAUGUAGGAUGUACAGUAUAUAAAGUCUGUGUGUUGGCAACAUUGUUUUACAUUAAAAACAAUAUUGCUAACAAUAUUGUGAUACCAAAUUAAAUUUUAAGACUUUGGUGCAAGCAACAUUUGACCAUAAUUUUGAACAACAUCGUAAAUAAAAACAAGUGAGUCAUGAAUGCCUUUUUUAAAAGAUUAUAUAUUACAGUAUUGUCCUACUGAGAAGAUCAAACAGACAUUGUUUAAUAAUUCAUAAAUACUGUUGCAUUUUCCAUCCCCUUGUGAUAUAUCAAGAAAAACAAACAAAUUCACAAUGUCUCAUAAAAUGGCAGAUUGGCCAUAUUUUUGGUUAUGUAUAAUUUUUAUUGUUGAUAUUUGCCCUUCCUCCCACUUGUUCACCGUCCUCGUUGUGGCUGUUCAUUUGUGGUUGCAUCCCCAUGCCUCAAGAUUGUCUUUCUACAACUAAAAUCCACUAAAUCUCCACAAUGUCUCCUAUGUAUUUCACAAGCAAAGAGUGUAAUGUACAGAGAAAAGUGUACAUAGAAGGCAGAUUAAUUGUCUCAGGUUUUAAUGUGUAAUGAAUUAGAAAACUACAGGAAAAAAAAUACAGAUUAAAUACCACAUUUUAAUUUGUACUGCAAGUGUUUUGGUCUUUAGUAAUCUUGUUUGAUUCUGUUAAAAAAUAAAUACAUUAAAAUAG
Messenger RNA from Electrophorus electricus (electric eel), 1637 nucleotides. It is a transcript of the gene hsd17b8, whose product is annotated as hydroxysteroid (17-beta) dehydrogenase 8. Gene Ontology annotation, molecular function: quinone binding; oxidoreductase activity, acting on the CH-OH group of donors, NAD or NADP as acceptor. Gene Ontology annotation, biological process: fatty acid biosynthetic process. Lineage: Eukaryota; Metazoa; Chordata; Actinopteri; Gymnotiformes; Gymnotidae. The record is from RefSeq and is a predicted model, not a curated record.